Messenger RNA from Daphnia magna, 905 nucleotides. RefSeq lists its product as uncharacterized. Gene Ontology annotation, molecular function: growth factor activity. Bases 77 to 604 code for a protein of 175 amino acids. Gene Ontology annotation, cellular component: membrane. The transcript has 2 exons. Lineage: Eukaryota; Metazoa; Arthropoda; Branchiopoda; Diplostraca; Daphniidae. The record is from RefSeq and is a predicted model, not a curated record. Gene Ontology annotation, biological process: hemocyte migration.
GGCACACAGUCACGAAGUGUUUAGUCUUCUGCCGACCUACCGGCCGACAAGUUGAACAUAUUCUGCCAAAAAAAACAUGGCCUCCUCUUUGCGAGAGCCUUCAGUGCUGCCCUUGUUGAAGAUUCUUUUUUCGCUAUCUGUGAUUCUCAUCAUGACCGAUGCAUCAACACCAAAGAUCGGUGAUAAACGUGUCGGAUUCAAGAAGAAUGUCAACAUCGCCAGACAAUGGACGUGCAAGAAUCCUCAACCUCGUUUAGUUUACGUCGGACAAAUGGAAGAUUACGCUGCCCCCAAUGUGGUUUACCUGCCGUCGGCUUUGUUAGUUCACCGUUGCGAUGAUUCGGCCGGUUGUUGUCUGACACCUGGACAGACGUGCUCGUCGGUGGAGCAUCUCGAGGAGCUGGUCAGUUUCGUGGUGCACGCCGUCGUGUCUAGCGACGCUCACGGUCCCCACCACCAGCACGCCAGUCACGGCAUCAAAAAGAGGGAGAAGAAGGUGACGGUGUCGAUUAACAAUCACACGCAAUGCGAGUGCGUUGGGCGCAAUAACCUGCGCGCACGGAGGUCUUCCUUCGUUCACCGCAUCGGCGUGAACGCGCACUAACAAUUUAUAUUCAUGGCUAUAAUAUUACAUAUAGAAAAAUGGAAUCAAAAAGAGGAAUUAUUUCUCAUAUAAUAUGCCUCGAUGAAGUUCUGACCUCGGUGGAUGCUCACUAAAACCACAACGACCAAUGCACCCAAUUUUGUUUCUAUCGGCUUAUUUAGUUGAUUGCUGAGACGCGAAACUGAUUUUUAACACGAUGGAAUUGAUGACUCACAUGUUGCCCCGUAAGUUAACCAUUUAUACGCGACGAUUGCCCUUGAACGACAAAGAAAUACACACGAAAUUUUGUUUGCAAAGUGAA